UCGAUCAGAAUGGACUUCACCGGUAAAGUUGUUCUAAUCACUGGGGCCAGCGCAGGAAUCGGCGCGUCCUGCGCUCUUCAUUUCGCAAAAUUAUCCGCCGAUUUGGCAUUAGUUGGCCGGAAUGUAAAAAACCUUAACAAAAUCGCCGAACAGUGCACUAAAGCGAGCGGCAAGGAACCUUUGAUCAUCAUCGCUGAUAUAAGCGUAGAAGAAAAUAUAGCACGCAUCAUCAAAGAAACAAUUGACAAAUACGAAAGACUCGAUGUAUUAGUGAACAACGCAGGUAUUGUGAUCAUGGCUACAUUCAUGGACGAUAUCAAAAAUUUCGAUCGUUUGGUCGCAACUAACAUUCGGGGCCCGUAUCUCUUGACGCAGCAAGCCAUACCGCAUUUGAUAGAAUCCAAAGGGAACGUUGUUAAUGUGUCCAGUAUAGUAUCCACCGUCCCCAUACCAGCCAUGAUGCCGUACUGCAUGACGAAAGCGGCUCUCGAUAUGUUUACCAAAUGCGUCGCUUUAGAAGUCGCACCUAAAGGAGUGAGAGUUAAUUCUGUGAAUCCAGGUCCAGUUAACACGGAGCUGUUUAAGAGAGCUGGCUUCGAUGAAGAAAGAAAUAAGGGUAUAUUCGCAAUGAUGGCUGCUACAAUGCCUUUGAAGAAGUACGCUCACGGUGAAGAUGUAGCGAAAUUGGUGGCUUUUCUAGCCAGUGACAGUGCCAGUUGUAUUACUGGCAGCCGCUACGAAGUAGAUUGUGGUUUACACCUUGGAACCCCAGUCCUUGAUAGUAAAAAUUAAGACAUCCGAGAAAGAGUUUUCAUAUAAAAGACAAAAAUACUAAGUAUGCUAAAGCUCGAAUUUAAUAAAAUCAACCCAAGAAUUUUUUGUAUCCAGAUUAUUCAUUUUGAGCAUAAAUUCGUAACAUACAACUUCGUAUAACACUUCCUUAUACCUCGCUAGGUAUAAACUCUUCAAUUUUGUUCAGUUGACUCUGUUUCACUCGCUAUAGGGGGCUUCUUUUGCACCGAGUUUAUAGUUAUUUGCGUUAAUAUAACUUUUAUUAUGAAUAGUCAACACUGUUAUUGAAUUUUUCUAUUUUUAUAUUAUUUCUUUUAAUUUAUUUUAAAACAGUUGUUUUUUUUUUUUUUUUUAAACACACCGCCGUUGCAAUAAGAGAAGGUCAACAAACAACAUAAAAAUAAUAUAACAAAAAAGGUAUAGUCAUAUUAUGUACGUGGCACAGAACGGGUUUUGUAUUUUAAGCGGCUAAAUAAAAGGCAUUUUUAUCAACAUAUAAGUUCUGACGUAAUAUUUCUACAAAGUAUUCAUAAUAGUAUGUAUAAGACAUACGCUGACCGAAGCUAUUCUUUUAUUUCGUGGCAAGGUAAAGCCCGAACCUCCAGGCCUCCAGCUUGUGGGACUUCAGUCACACUUUAGGUAACCGCGUUUAGGUUAACUGGACUCGUUGGGGUGUAAAAGACAGUCCAAGCGACCAUUUUUUCAAAUAUCCAUAACACUUAUUCGGUUUCAUCUUCGCGCCUGUGCCGAUUUAUGCUGAGCCGCAUAUGUAUUGCACGGCUAAUAUUUAUGUUUAUGUCAUAAUAGGGUUUCCUAACAACCUCCACGCCGGAUUAAAGCAACGUGGAGGUUGUAAGCUUUUAAUCCCUCUGUUUUACGAGGCCUGCGCCCAGCAGUGGGACUCAUAGGCUGAUGAUGACAAAGGUUUGCUUAUAAUACAUACUGUUGUUGUUACACGAUGUAAAAAUAUAUACUAAUUAAAAUUUAUUCGAUAAAAUUGGGUAAAAUCAAACGUUCCUUGCCUGAAAUAAAUCUAUUUUUUUAUAAUAGAUAUAUAGAAGUAAUUCGCCAUUCGAAUACAUAAUGAAUGGCUUAAUCCGUGGCAAGAUGAUUUCAGCUAAAGUCUGUUUAUUUUAAACAAAUAUGAACAUUUAUUAUUAUACUUAUGCCGUUAUAUACAUGUAUUAGAUAUGUUAAGGGUUUUACAAAAGAUGAAUUCGGCAAAUUAAUCCUAGUAGAUGGAUUGUAGAAGCAGUUUAACCGAUGUAUUUAAAUUUAAUUAUUCUGAAGAAACAGUACGCUUAAGUUAACUCGUUGGCUAACACUUUCAUAUCAUAAUAUACUUAAAAGUGUUUACAAAUUCAGUGUUAAUUAGCCGAUAUAAAUUAUGCUGUAUUAUAGAUAAAUAAUUGCCUAUUUAACAAUAAAAUUAUCCUU
Messenger RNA from Pararge aegeria (speckled wood butterfly), 2229 nucleotides. Its product is annotated as glucose 1-dehydrogenase-like. The coding region runs from base 10 to 792 and encodes 260 amino acids. The transcript has a single exon. The record is from RefSeq and is a predicted model, not a curated record. Gene Ontology annotation, molecular function: oxidoreductase activity. Lineage: Eukaryota; Metazoa; Arthropoda; Insecta; Lepidoptera; Nymphalidae.